GUUGGUUGCGCCAUUUCAGAUUUCGGGAACCUGAUGUGUGCUCAUGGUAAACGUGUCAGUGACGUUCUAUUUGUGUGAUAGAAGUUUGGUGUGCUUUGCGUUUGGUUACUAUAUUAACAUUAGGGGAUAUUUAGUAAAACUUAGAUUGUCAGGAAUUGGCUGUGGAAAUUUUUGAGUCAAUUUUUUUUAAACAAGAGAUGAUUCACACAUCCGCUCUGCAAGUAUGCAUCCUUGGCAUACUAUUCACAGCCGCGUUUAGUGAUGAAACUAUCAAGGAACCAAGCAAAUGUGAAAGUGCCAAAGCAGCCAAGGCUGAGACCUACUUGGAGACAGCAGCAGCUAUGAUAGAUAAAUUAAAAGAAGCUCUUCCAGAAGGAGGUUAUGCUGACUGCAGUUGUCCACCGAAACCAAUGGACUGUGAGGAGGUUUUGAAAUGUGGCCACAACAAAAGUGGAGUUUAUCAAAUAUGGCCUCGUAACAGAAUUAUGACAGGGAGCAUAAGUGCCUUCUGUGACCUCGAAACGAACGGUGGCGGAUGGACAGUGAUUCAAAGAAGAGGAGAUUUCAAGAGACCUCCGGAUUUCUUCUACAAAAGUUGGCAUAAAUACAAGACUGGUUUUGGUGAUCUACGCCGAGAUUUCUGGCUAGGUAAUGAUAACAUCUAUGCUCUGACCAAUCAAAAAAAGUAUUACCUAAGAAUUCACCUAACAGAUUUCGAAAAUAACACACGUUAUGCAGUUUAUGAUCAGUUCUGGAUUGACAAUGAAAGUCAACGGUACCAGCUCCAUGUUUAUGAUUACAGUGGAGAUGCAGGCGAUGCUUUCUCGAGAGCCCAUGACGGUCAGCUGUUUUCGACUAUGGACAGAGAUAAUGACAACAGUACAGAGAACUGCGCCGAGAAGCAUAAAGGCGGCUGGUGGUAUGCCGCAUGCCACACUGCCAAUCUCAAUGGCUUAUACCACGGACACAAGGCAAAGACUGCUGACGGCAUAGUCUGGGGCUCCUUGAAAGGGAUCUUCGAAUCUUUGAAAAUGACGGAAAUGAAAAUAAGGCCAAUGGACUUUAAAACGGAUUUAUUUGAUAUGAAUGUAGACCCAGCAUAAUUAGCUUUUUUCUUUUUGUGAACUUUCUGGCUGCUUGUACUGAGAUAUCGUAUUUUUUAUACAAUCUCGUUCAAAUAAAAAGAGCUUGCUUUGGAUUUUAAA
This is a messenger RNA of Stegodyphus dumicola, 1205 nucleotides long. RefSeq names its product techylectin-5A-like. Lineage: Eukaryota; Metazoa; Arthropoda; Arachnida; Araneae; Eresidae. The record is from RefSeq and is a predicted model, not a curated record.